GACAUUACGCACUAAAUAUCUACGCCAGGGUGUCGUUUGUUUGUGUCACGAGUUUCAGUAGAACAUGGUCUGAGGCUUUAAGUGAAGUGACUACUACCGCUAACGAUACUGUCAGUUUACUAGCUUUGCCCUUUACUAGAAAGUUCUGCGUACGUGUGUCGCGACCGAACAUUGCGAGAAAACAUUAACUGGCUGUCAGUGGAUACAAAAAAACACAAAACAUGGUGUUUUUUAUGAAGUUCCAGAUCCUGACCGUGCUCAUCAUCACCUCCGCCCUCCCUUAGCAGACUUUGGAGUCCGGUGAGAAGAGCUACAUGUAACGUUUGCGGAACUCAGCCAGCUUCAAAACGGCAGCAGCGGGAGAGAAACUGGACUCGUCCGACUCCACGGGCAGGCCAAAGAUGGAGCUGGCCGCGGCUCACCCGGCUCUCAAAGCCUUCAUGUGUGGCUCUCUCAGCGGCACCUGCUCUACACUGCUCUUCCAGCCUUUGGAUCUGGUGAAGACACGGCUUCAGACCCUGCAGAACAAAGCCAAGCCAGGUGCACCAAAGAUGGGGAUGUUUACCGUGUUGGUCAACGUUGUUAGGACAGAGAAUUUCUUUAGCCUAUGGAAGGGUGUUUCACCGUCUUUUGUUCGCUGCAUCCCUGGGGUUGGCAUCUAUUUCAGCACCUUCUACUCUCUGAAACAGCACUUCAUUCUUGACCGGCAACCCAACGCUGGUGAGGCUGUUCUUCUCGGAGCAGGUGCCAGAUCUGUAGCUGGUGUCUGCAUGCUGCCAUUCACAGUCAUCAAGACGCGCUUUGAGAGUGGCUACUACAACUAUGUGAGUGUGGCCGGGGCUUUGAGGAGUAUGUACAAGACCGAGGGAAUCAGGAGUCUGUUCUCGGGGCUCACGGCCACGCUGCUCAGAGACGCUCCAUUUUCCGGCAUUUAUGUCAUGUUCUACAGCCAAACCAAGAGGGCCCUGCCACAAGACGUGACUAUGUUGGGUUACACUCCGCUGGUGAACUUCAGCUGUGGAUUGAUGGCAGGUGUCAUGGCGUCCCUGGUCACACAACCUGCAGACGUGGUGAAGACCUACAUUCAAGUUAGCCCAUCUCACUGGAGCACGACCGAUGCUAUUUGCUUCAUCUACAAGGAACAUGGCAUGCGCGGGUUCUUUCGUGGAGCUGUGCCCAGGUCUCUUCGACGCACUCUGAUGGCAGCUAUGGCUUGGACUGUCUAUGAACAGCUGAUGGCUCAGAUUGGCCUCAAAUCCUGAAGAGCAACAUUAAAAAAAAAAGACAGGAUAAUGAUCUCUCUGUCUCUGAACGCUACAUUUGAGAAGAAAAGGGGGCCAAGGUGCUUAUAGAGAAUGAGACAACAUUACCAGGAUUUUGAGCAGAGGAACCAGGUGGAUCAGUAUCUGGAAAAAAAAGAUUGUGCGAUUGCUUUGCGUGAGUGUUGUGCUAUUUAAAUAUUUGUGAAAAUGUGCCUAUGUCUGUAGGUCUGUAUGUUUGAGAUUGCAGUGUUGCAACUGACACACUCUUCUCUCAGUUUUGUACUGAAGUGACAUUCCCUGCUGUGAGGAAAACCUAUUCCUUUUCUUACUUUUUAUGUCUGGACAUCCUGAUGCAUGGCAACCAUUGAAGAACCCCACCCCUGUAUCUGAAGGGCAGCUUUUGACAAUUGGUUAAGUGGGACAUUGAGGAUGCUGGUGGACCAUGCCUCUGCUGAGGUAACCAAAAACAAAGCAGCACUGAGGAGAUCUGGCUCCUGCUAUUUAUUAGAAUUUUAGUUAAACUAUGUUUCUGACUUGCCAGUUGAUGUUAAAUGACCAACAAAGUUUGGGGCCAUUUAUUUGUUUCAGGCUCAGACAAUCCAGCUAGAUUAUAUGAACAUCAUCAUCUGGCCUAACUUCCAUAAUCACAAUGAAGCUUUUGAUUCCAUAAUGAUAGAAACUAUACUAAUUUGAACUUUAUGUAUAGCUGUGGUGCAUUUUUGCAUCGGGAUGUUUUUAUAAAGAAAUUUUGAUGAGUCACAUCUUUACUGAAAUAUAUUCUGACCUGUGUUGGUUUCUUAGUCAGACCAAGAUUUUGACUUUUUUUUUUUAGGUUUUUGACCACUAGUAGUGCUAUGGAGCAAUGUGUCAUGUUGUUAGGCUUAAUCUUUUUUGAACCUAUAGUGUUGUUGACAGUAACAUGCAGUAUACAGUACAUGCACAUGGCAUUUAAACAUGGUUUUUUUUGUUCAACCUCCUGAAACAGUUCACUUUGGUCACAAAAACUGAAUCUAAACUAAACCCCAGAGGUUUAAUUAAACAACAGUGUAGUCAGUGUUUUGUUUUUUUAUUGAGUUUAAAUAUAAAAGUUGCACUUGAAUAAUUUAUUUCUCCCCCCACAAAUUAAGAAAAAAUGUAGAUCUUUUAAAUAUAUCAGAUGUUAAUGAAAUGAAGUUCCAUGUUUCCAGAAAAUUAGUUUUAGCAACACUUAACACUUACUGCGUUUAAAAAUAAUAAGAAUAAACACAGGAUCCCGACUGGAAUAUUGACCUUGACAUUGUUGUCUUUUUUUGCUCUUUAUAAAUAUUUGACUUCAUGCAGAAGCACUGAUGGUAGAACACAAAGAGCAUUUUGUUGCUUUGUACAGUGUACAUUUUCUCAGAUGUUUAUUUGUGUUGAUAUAGAAGAGAAUAUAUAUUGAAAAAAUAGUGUGUUGAUAAAAAAAUAACAAUACUAAUGGUAGAUUGCAUUAGUGGAAGGGAACAUUAAUGUAUAAUUUCUUGAUGAUGUGAGAAGUGUUGCUGAUGUUCAGGUAAAUAUGCAAUACAACAGGAUAAUAUGCAAAGAAAAAUAAUAAUAAAUGAAAUUGAAGUUGCAAUGACCUAACUAAGAUCUGGGAUUAAAUAUCUAAUGACAGUGAAUGGCACAGCGUUGUCUAGCAUCGGCUGAUCUUCUGUUUAUCUCUGAAACAGAGGAAGAUGUGAAGCUGUGUGUGUUGUUAUUUAAAUGGUGAAAGUUAGUUCAGUGUUUUGGAAUGAUUUCUGAAUGCCUCAGUAUUAGCUUCUUUUUUUAUUACAGUCUUUGUAUUUAACUGACUGUGCCAUAAUUCACACACAAAUGUUUUUACCUCAUUGAUUAUCUCCAUCAUCAUCACCACUCCUGCUGUCUUUUUGUUGUGACUGUAUUGUAUAUGGUCAUUGUUACUGCAGAUUCUUGGCUUUGGCUCAGACUCACGAUGUGUGCCUGGAUUUUAAAGUCAUUAAACUUUAUUUUCUCUUUUA
Molecule: messenger RNA, 3262 nt
Organism: Solea senegalensis (Senegalese sole)
Lineage: Eukaryota; Metazoa; Chordata; Actinopteri; Pleuronectiformes; Soleidae
Product: mitochondrial glycine transporter B-like
Exons: 8
Coding region: 402-1262 (286 amino acids)
Biological process (GO): glycine import into mitochondrion
Cellular component (GO): mitochondrion; mitochondrial inner membrane
Molecular function (GO): glycine transmembrane transporter activity
Source: RefSeq, a predicted model, not a curated record